This is a messenger RNA of Papaver somniferum (opium poppy), 1921 nucleotides long. Its product is annotated as protein GRAVITROPIC IN THE LIGHT 1-like. Gene Ontology annotation, biological process: response to red or far red light; negative gravitropism. The record is from RefSeq and is a predicted model, not a curated record. Bases 219 to 1547 code for a protein of 442 amino acids. The transcript is spliced from 3 exons. NCBI's taxonomy places the organism in Eukaryota, Viridiplantae, Streptophyta, Magnoliopsida, Ranunculales, Papaveraceae.
GAAAACCAGGAAGCUAUUGAAGUUUUUUAUUUUACAGUUAGUGGAUUCUUCUUUUGAAUGUUUGGAUACAGAUACUAAUGACGAGGAAGAUUUGAAGUCCAUUUGAUUCCUUCCUGUUUGUUCUAAGAAGUAGCCAUUGGAGGUGUUUCGAGUCUCUGUGUUUAAUAUGGAGGAAUUCGGAGGAGAAGAAGUAAUUAAUUUCUCGCUGAUUAAAUAGUAUGGAUUCAAACAACGUAAGUGGUUUAGUUAAAAAUUUCACUAAAGUUCUUCGCUUUAGAACAACUACAAAUGGAGUUGGAUCUAAAGAGAGAAUAAAAAAGAGCAAAUUUCAAGAUAAACCCAAUAAGGAUUCAGCUUUUGUUGUCACUGGUACUCAAUCAUUUGAAGAUGACAAAGAUGAGAAAGUUAAAAUCAAAGCUUCAAUUGAAGCUCUACUUUCGAAACUUUUUGCUAGUAUUUCUGCCAUUAAAGCUUCUUAUGCUCAAAUUCAGAUAUCUGAAUCUCCUUAUGAUCCUGAUGGUAUUCAAUCUGGUGAUGAAUUGGUUAUCAAUGAACUAAAAAAUCUAUCUGAACUAAAGCAGAGUUAUUCGAAGAAAGUAAUCGAUUCGUCUCCUCAAGUUACUAUGUUAUUAGCUGAAAUUCAAGAACAACAGUCUCUCUUAAAGACAUAUGAUAUCAUGAGUAAGAAAUAUGAGUCCCAAUUGAAGCUUCAAGAUUCUGAGAUUACAUUCCUUAGAGAGAAAUUGGAAGAAUCUGAUGAGUUAAAUAGGUCAAUUGAACAGAGAUUAAACCCUAAAGGACCUUUAUCAGUUCUUGAUAAUCUUCAUCUUGAUGACUUAAACCCUACUCGUUUUAUUACAGUUCUUCGGCAUACCAUUAAAUCGGUUCGGAUCUUUACUAAGUUGAUGCUUGAAGAAAUGGUAACUUCUGGUUGGGAUAUCGACGCAGCAGCCAAUUCGAUUCAGCCAGGUUCGGUUUAUCUGAAAUCCAAUCACAAAUGUUUCGCUUUCGAAUCAUUUGUAUGUAGAAUUAUGUUUGAUUGUUUCCAGUAUCCCAACUUUGCUUUAUUCAAAGAAUCUCUAGCUGAACAAAAACAACAGAAUCUUCAAUUCUUUCAGACUUUCAUGGAUUUCAAAGAGCAAUCUCCGCAAGAAAUUCUAAGGCUGAAUUCAACGUUUAGGAAGUUUUUACGUGUCAAGUACUUGGACGUGGUUCAUCCAAAGAUGGAGUUUUCAUUCUUCGGUGAUAUGAAUCAGAGAAAUCUUAUAAACUCCGGGAGGUACCCCGAAACGAAAUUCUUUACUAAGUUUCUCGAAAUGGCAAAGAUGGUUUGGCUUUUACAUUGUCUUGGCUUUUCAUUCAAUCCUCAGGCUUCAAUAUUUCAAACAAGAAAAGGUUGUAGAUUCUCGGAAGUCUUCAUGGGAAGUGUAAAUUUGGACGAGUCUCACUCUCAUCUUGGGAACCCUCGGGUAUCAUUCACUGUUGUUCCCGGAUUCAAGAUUGGUAAAACCAUAAUUCAGUGCCAGGUUUAUCUAUCAGUUGGGUAAAUUCAUAUGACAAAAAUUACUCUAACCAAGGAACAUCAUCGUGAAAGAGUACACACGUGAAAUUUAUGUGACUGCUGAUGCUCUGUGAAUUCAGAGUUUUGCUAGAGGAUGUACUGUUGUGUACUGAAAACUGAAAAGCUGAUAGUCAUCUUUGCUGUUUUCCAGAGGGAGAAAGAAUCAUCAUCGUCAUGAGUUUGGGAGUGCGAAGAUAUUUUUCUGAUGGACAUUUUUCUUAAUACAAGUAGAAUAGUGACAGAGUUGGGUAAUUUCCGUGAGAAUAGUGCAAUCUUUUGGCGACCAUUUCAUGUAAAAGUAUCUUGUAUAUAUGUGUUUGAAAUAAGUUAAUGAAAUCCUAAGAAUUAUGCAGUGCACUA